CCUCUGCGCUCUCAGCCGCCUGCUGUGUGUCUGUCGAGGGCAGCCUAAUUAACGUACUGGCUACUUCCUGUUCCUGCGAAGCAACUCGGCCGAUUAGACACUUCGCUCUUUCUCCCUCUCCCUCUCUCGAGGCCAUGGCCGCUUUCCAACGAAACCUCGCCAUCGCGGCGGUCUUCAUGUUCGCCUGCAUCUCCAUCAUCUACGACCAGAGCUCACUCCUCGGCUACAUUCACCACAAAGCAGGGUUCGACCCCCCCGAGGCUGUCGACUUGGUUCCUUCGAAAGUUGUGGAUGGUGACACCACUGCUGCGUCCGUCGCGACGGCCAAGACGACUUCCACAUCUGUGACAGACACCGCUGUCUCAUCAGCAGAAGAGGCCCAUGGCAGUCUCCCAACGUCGGUCCCUGCCCCCCCUGAGGGCAAAACCUCGAGACUUCACUACUUGAUCCCCGCCAGCAAGCCCAAUCUGCACUUGUGCUACAACCUAGCCUCGUCCGCCGCCAACCGCUACCCCGUGCCCGCCCUCCUUGGCUUCCACGGCCAGGGCGAGUGGGAUGCCAAGAAGACACACCUGGCCAAGCUCCGCGCCAUCAUGCGCUACCUGGACGCACUCGACACCGCCGACGACGAGGACCUGGCCAUCAUUGUCGACGGCUACGACGUCCUGCUGCAGCUGCCCCCCGAGAUCAUGAUCGAGAGGUACUUUGAGGUGGCCCAAAAGUCCGACGCCCAUCUGGCCGACCGCUUCGGCUUGACCGUCAAGGAGCUGCACGCCCGAGGGAUGCGCCAAAGCGUCUUCUGGGGCCCCGACAAGAUCUGCUGGCCGAUCGACUGGCGUGCGAGCCGUUGCUGGGCGGUGCCCGCGUCGCCCCUCGCGCCGGACGCUUUUGGGCCCAAGGAGGGCAACGGCGAAAUGGCCUUUAACGACCCGCGCUGGCUAAACUCGGGCACCGUCAUCGCCCGGAUCGACGACCUGCGCAAACUCAUGCGGGCCACGCUGGACGAGAUCGAAGACACGUACGAUGAGGGGUACGAGUUCCGAGAGUCCGACCAGUACUACGUCGCCAACAUCUGGGGACGCCAGGAGUACUACCGAUCCCUGGCCGUGAACGACGGAGCGCCCGUCGUCGGCGGCCCUGACGACCGCAUCGUACCGGGCAAAUUCCGCGAGGACCAGGAGACCGAGUACCACGUCUCCCUCGACUACGAAUCCGCCAUGUUCCAGACCAAGGCCGGCAACGAACCCUGGUUCGGCUAUCUCGAGUUCAGCACGUCCGGCCUCAACGCCAACGUCACGCGAGACAUGUUUGACGAGGGCGACAGCUUCGUCCCCUUUGACAUCUCCAUGCCCGCCAACGUCUACUCGGCCCUGACGCGCCUCUACGACACCGUGCCUCAGGCGCACCCGGGGGCGUCCAGCGACGAUUGGAUUCGCUCCAUCCGUCUCGGCGUCAACUUUGUCACCAAGCACAUCUUCCCCCUCUGGCACUGCACGGGUGCCAAGGAGUUUGUCGAGUCCGAGUACACCAAGCUGUGGUUCUACCCCUUUGCCCACUCCCUCAUCAGGGCUACCGUCAAUGCCUUCCGGCAGGGGGAGCUGAUCACCUACCACAAGGUCGACGGGCGCCUCUGGGCGCCCAAGGGCGUCUACCCGGAGGUGUCUGAGAUGAGUGACGAGCUCGGCGGCGCGUGGACGGAUCUCGACGGGGCGACCUUUGUGCCGUGGCAUGAACUCUGCUCCGAGUACACCGACCAGCUCUUUGCGGGCGAGCUGGCUCGGUCAAAGAAACCCUAAUGACGACGCCUUCAUGGUGAGAAUUGAUGACGGCGCGAGGGCCAGGCUGAUUUAUUGGAAAAUAUUGCACUAUCAUACAUACUAUGGAGGUAAAGCGAGGGACGGCGCAAAGGGGCAGGACAUGGACUUGAGCAUUUUCUCCUUUCUUUUCUUUCUGAAAUAAUUCUGGAUACCCUUCUUCUGAUUGCCAAUUGGCGG
Messenger RNA from Emericellopsis atlantica, 1994 nucleotides. RefSeq lists its product as uncharacterized. The transcript is spliced from 2 exons. Lineage: Eukaryota; Fungi; Ascomycota; Sordariomycetes; Hypocreales; Bionectriaceae. The coding region runs from base 135 to 1796 and encodes 553 amino acids. The record is from RefSeq and is a predicted model, not a curated record.